CUUUUUUUUUCUUUUUUUUUUUAAACAUAUGCAUAUCCUAAAACAAAUCCAACUUUCAAUAAUCUUCUUUACCUGCUAUUUUAAUCACUACGAUAUGCACUCCGUUUGCAGUCAGUAUUCCAAAUCAUUCAUGGAUUAUUCUUGUUAAAUGCCUUUUCUUUUGAUUUGGUAGUGAUUCUAUUGGCAUUGAUGGUUUUCUUUUUAUCUAGAACACAGCUGUCCAUUAGAGUGUUUGAUCUGAAAAAAGGGUUCACAUCAAGUCUAGAUAUUGUUUAUCAUAUAUAAAAUUCUCUUUCAGGGAAUAGCAGGAUUUUGUAGAUUCCUGAAAAGAUGAGGGGAGCUGUUCUUGUAGCACUUGUUGCUGCGGUGGGGAAUAUGUUACAAGGAUGGGACAAUGCAACCAUUGCAGGUUCCCUUCUUUACAUCAAGAAGGAAUUCGAUUUGCAGACUCAACCUACCAUGGAAGGGCUAAUUGCAGCCAUAUCACUUAUUGGAGCCACUAUUAUUACAACAUUCUCUGGACCUGUAUCAGAUAUAUUUGGACGGCGCCCCAUGCUGACAAUUUCUGCAAUUAUGUAUUUUUUUAGUGGUUUAGUGAUGCUGUGGUCUCCCAAUGUUUAUGUCCUUCUUAUAGGAAGGGCAUUGAAUGGGUUUGGGAUCGGUCUUGCUGUUACUCUCGUUCCAGUCUAUAUUUCUGAAACUGCCCCUUCAGAAAUUAGGGGACUAUUGAAUACCUUCCCACAGUUCCUGGGUUCAGGUGGAAUGUUUCUAUCUUAUUGCAUGGUAUUUGGAAUUUCAUUGAUGGACUCACCAAAAUGGAGGCUCAUGCUUGGGGUUCUUUCAAUUCCUUCUAUCGCUUAUCUUGCAUUGACAAUUUUUUACUUGCCUGAAUCUCCAAGGUGGCUUGUGAGUAAAGGAAAGAUGCGCGAGGCAGAACACGUUUUGCAGAGACUUCGUGGCAGGGAAGAUGUUUCAGGUGAGUUGGCUUUGCUAGUUGAGGGUCUUGGUGUUGGGCGUGAAGGAUCUAUAGAAGAGUACAUAAUUGGCCCUGCCAGUGAUGGCGAGACCAUUGAGAAAGGGCAAGUUAAAUUAUAUGGGCUUGAGGAGGGUGUCUCAUGGGUAGCCAAACCUGUAACUGGACAGAGUAAUCUUGGCAUUGUGUCUCGCCAUGGAAGCAUGGCAAACCAAAGCGUGCCUUUUAUGGAUCCUCUUGUCACUCUUUUUGGAAGUGUGCAUGAGAACCUUCCUGCAAUGGGAAGCAUGCGAAGCAUGCUUCUUCCAAGCACAGGAAGCAUGUUCAGCAUGAUAGGAAAUCAAGGUAGAACCGAAAAUUGGGAUGAAGAGAACCCAAGGGAUGAGGAGGGCUCUGCUUCAGAAAAUUCUGAUUCCGAUGACAAUUUGCAAAGCCCAUUGUUGUCUCGGCAAGAGUCUAGUGCAGAAAAGGAUGCUGCCCGUCCGGCCAAUCUCAGCAUGUUAGGCAUUAGGCGUAAUAGCAGCCUCUUCAAUCCUGGGGAAGAAGGUUCUAUGGGUAUCGGUGGUGGUUGGCAAUUGGCAUAUAAAUAUUCUGAAAGGACAGGUAAAAAUGGCAGGAAGGAAGGAGGGCUACAGAGGAUGUAUUUGAAACAGGAAGGCACCGUUGGUUCUCAGAAAGGGUCGCUUGUUUCAGUUACAGCUGCUGCUGAAUUUCCUGAAGAAGGUGAAUAUGUACAAGCUUCUGCUUUGGUCAGCCAAACUGCUAUUCGCUCUAGGCAAGUACUUGGUCAGAUUCCAGAUGGACCAGCAAAGAUUCAACCACCAGAAACAGCUGAUAAAGGGAUAAGCACUGGCACUCUUUUCGAACCUGGAGUUAAGCGUGCAUUGAUUGUUGGUGUAAGCCUUCAGAUACUUCAACAGGUGUCUGGUAUAAAUGGGGUUUUGUACUACACUCCUCAGAUUCUUGAGCAAGCAGGUGUGGCAGUUCUUUUAUCAAAUAUGGGUUUGAGAUCAGACUCUGCAUCUCUCUUCGUAAGUCUCCUCACGGCACUCUCAAUGCUUCCAUGCAUCGUGAUUGCCAUGAGGCUAAUGGAUGUAGCUGGCAGAAGGUCAAUAAUGCUGUACACAAUCCCAGUGUUAGUAGUGUCGCUCUUUGCAUUAGUCCUAAGCAAUGUUGUGAAUGUUGGGUCAGUUUUGCAUGCAAUAAUUUCUACAGGAGGUGUUAUGACCUACAUAAGCUUCUUUGUGAUGGGGUUUGGGGCAGUUCCCAACAUCAUCUGUGCUGAGAUAUUCCCAACCAGCGUCCGCGGACUCUGCAUCACAAUAUGUGCUCUCACCUAUUGGAUUGGUGACAUAGCCAUAACUUACUUGCUUCCUGUACUGCUCAACUCCAUUGGCCUUUCUGGUGUCUUCGCAAUCUUUUCCUUCUGGUGCAUUGUAUCCUGGAUAUUUGUUUUCUUGAAGGUUCCUGAGACAAAGGGCAUGCCCCUAGAAGUCAUUUCCGAGUUCUUUGCUGUGGGUGCAACUGCCAUCCCCAAAAAUGACUGAUUGAUUUAGAAAUAACAGAAAAACAAUGUGAUUAAUCUAGCACAGAAGGAUUGCUUCACAUUCUUUUAUUUUCAUCAUCUAA
Hevea brasiliensis (rubber tree) is the source of this 2602-nucleotide messenger RNA. Its product is annotated as monosaccharide-sensing protein 2-like. The transcript is spliced from 5 exons. Gene Ontology annotation, biological process: transmembrane transport. Lineage: Eukaryota; Viridiplantae; Streptophyta; Magnoliopsida; Malpighiales; Euphorbiaceae. Gene Ontology annotation, molecular function: myo-inositol:proton symporter activity. Gene Ontology annotation, cellular component: membrane. The record is from RefSeq and is a predicted model, not a curated record. The coding region runs from base 331 to 2520 and encodes 729 amino acids.